UCGAUUUCCCCCCCUCGAGGGUUUCCUCCGCCGCCAGGUUGCAGCCCCUGCGUCGCCCGUACCUCUCCUACUCCCUCCGACGACCGGCGCCAUCCCCGCCACCCCGCAGGAGCCGGCGAGCGCGGCCCCACGCUCCCAUCUCGCCGGCACAAGCAUUCAUCCGUCCCGCCUCCUCCCCCUCCCGACGGCCCCGACGCGCCCAUCCCGCCGGCCACCCCCUUCCUCCGCCGUCCCCAACGAGCCGAUCCCGCCGGUCGCAGCUCUUCUUGCACCGCUUCCUGAUGGCGUCAUGCGAAACCUUGAGGGCAAGACCUCAGAGAUAUUUCCCACAGAUUUGUCUGACAUAUGACCAUAUGGAGCAUAUGGUGAAGUUUCAUGGCCGGACUGCUGGUCUCAAGAGGUCUGAAGAAGUGGAGGACUAUUUUGAUAUUCAGUUUCUAACUGCUGAAGACGCCAACCGUGCCUUUAACCAUCUCAAGGGCAAGGUACCAAACAUGGAGUUCAGUUGGGCGCCGAGGAACAUUAUCAAAGACAAGCCACCAACUGGAGUGGUGGAUACUUCAUUCGUCCCACCAAAAUGUGAUCUCGAUUGCUUUAGUGAGCUGCCUUCCCUGCCCAUUCCUGCCAAUCAGCCAUUCCCCACAUUCUGGAAGUUGCCGCCUCCACAGCAUAAACGGAAGAGAGGUCGACAGUCUCCAGAGCCUCCACGUUCCGCAGAGCGGUAUCCCCCAAGUAGUGUUCAGAUGGAUGAAGUCGACCCACGCCCUCCAUUCACAGCGCGCUACUGGGCGCAACUUCGUCCGAUAUACAGUGUGCCUGUCUGUUUUCCAGAAACUAGGAUGUCUGCGGGCGUGGGCUUUGGUUGAGCCUUGCGUCGUUUGGUUUCAGCGGGAAGUAUGCUAGGGUUUCAACUCCUCCCGACGGCACCUGGCGAUGACGUGGAGACUCCAAUCCCCUGCUUUCUCCGAUCGCCGCUGGUUGCUAGGGUCGCCAGACGCUUGGCCGGUGCGAUCUAGGGGAAGAGCUAGGGUUAUCCCGUCCGCGGAAACCUGAAGAAAAUAUGCCCUGGAGGCAAUAAUAAAGUUGUUAUUUUAUAUUUCCUUAUUCAUGAUAAAUGUUUAUUAUUCAUGCUAGAAUUGUAUUAAUCGAAAACUUAAAU
This is a messenger RNA of Triticum dicoccoides, 1159 nucleotides long. RefSeq lists its product as uncharacterized. The record is from RefSeq and is a predicted model, not a curated record. Lineage: Eukaryota; Viridiplantae; Streptophyta; Magnoliopsida; Poales; Poaceae. The coding region runs from base 282 to 866 and encodes 194 amino acids. The transcript is spliced from 7 exons.